Molecule: messenger RNA, 918 nt
Organism: Thermochaetoides thermophila DSM 1495
Lineage: Eukaryota; Fungi; Ascomycota; Sordariomycetes; Sordariales; Chaetomiaceae
Product: putative thij/pfpi family protein
Exons: 4
Coding region: 1-918 (305 amino acids)
Source: RefSeq, a predicted model, not a curated record
AUGCUUCUCCCAAGCCUCUUCCACUCAAAAUUCUCCCUUCGAGCCCUCUUUCUCAUCUUCGUCCUCCUAACCCACCAUACGGCAAGCUACACCAUCCCUCAACGCUCACAAGCCUCUGUUAGUUUUUCUGAACUCGCUUACAAUGACGAUAACCAUCCAACUCCCAAGCCACCAGUCCACUUCGCAGUCCUCCUCCCGCGAGGCUUCUCCGCCCUAGACGUCUUCGGCCCCCUCGAAGUCUUCCAAGCCCUGUCCCGAACAGGCCCCAAUUCCCCUCAGCUUCGUCUCUCAUUCCUAGCCAGGUCUCUCAACGAACCGGUGACGACAGAGCCCCCGUUCCAAGUCAUCCCCAAUAACCUUAGCCCCAAAAACAACGAUAACAGCGAUCCGUAUCUGCAUCCAAAGUCAACAGACAACUCAACCUCAACUUUCCCCCUCCCUCCACGUGGCUUUCACGCCCGCCUCCUCCCCACCCACACCUACUCAGUCCCUCCCCAGUCCAUAGACGUGCUCCUCGUCCCCGGCGGCGCCGCCGCCCGGUCUCCGGACCUCGGGACAGAGAUUGAGUUUAUUCGUGCUGUCUUCCCAAAGUUACAGUAUCUCAUUACAAUCUGCACCGGCGCAGGGAUAGCCGCACAAGCAGGGGUGUUGGAUGGACGACGGGCGACAACGAAUAAGGCUGCUUGGGGGGUUAUCACAGCUAUGGGGAGGGAGGUGAGGUGGGUCUCACCAGCGAGAUGGGUUGACGACGGGAAGGUAACAGCUGGCAUUGACCUCGCCUUCGCCUUCAUCAAAGCCAAGUACCCCAACGGCACAGCCAUCGCUGAGGAUAUUGCUGGCCAUCUGGAGCACACGAUCAUUGAUGACUGGAGGGAUGAUCCGUGGGCGGAUUAUUAUGGCGUGCCGCCACAGAAUUAG